Messenger RNA from Malania oleifera, 1278 nucleotides. RefSeq names its product serine/threonine-protein kinase-like protein CCR2. The record is from RefSeq and is a predicted model, not a curated record. Gene Ontology annotation, biological process: protein phosphorylation. Gene Ontology annotation, molecular function: ATP binding; protein kinase activity. Gene Ontology annotation, cellular component: plasma membrane. The transcript has a single exon. NCBI's taxonomy places the organism in Eukaryota, Viridiplantae, Streptophyta, Magnoliopsida, Santalales, Ximeniaceae. Bases 109 to 1077 code for a protein of 322 amino acids.
UUUUUGGGCCGCCACCAUCUUCUUCCUCUCCUUUUUCACUCACAGCCUAAGGAAUAUUCAGCGAUUUAUUCAUUGGCCCGCAAGGCUCACCCGUCUCUGGUCUCUAACAUGAACCAUGCCGGCACCAUCGCCGACGACAUCCUCCUGGCUUUUUUGUCCGUUUCUCUCAUCAUCUUCAGCAUCCUACUCAUCAUCAUUUGCAGGAAGAAACCGAUCGAGUCCGAAGAAACCCUCCCCGUUAAGCCUUCUGCACAGGCUUACUCUUUAACAGAUGUCGACGCUGCCACCGACGGCUUCAACCACGGGAGAAUUAUUGGCAAAGGCCGCCUUGGAACCGUGUAUGCAGCCAUCAUGGCAAGAGGGGAGCUAGUCGCUGUAAAGCGAAUCCAUCCUCGGCUCGUACUGAGCAACGCUGGUUUCGGGUUUUCCUCCAUCGUCAAGUCUCUCUCUUUGGCUGACCAUCCCAACAUAGUGCCCAUAGUAGGGUUCUCGCAGGCCCCAGGGGAGAGAAUUAUCCUAACGGAGUUUGUCGACACCGUGAGCUUGGACUUCUACUUGCAUCAAAACUCCGACGGCGAGUGGCUUUUGGACUGGGAACGGCGGCUGAGGAUCGCCGCCGGGGCUGCCCGAGGGCUUGAGUACCUGCACGAGGGGGUGGCGCCCCAUAUUGUUCAUGGGUGCGUGAAGGCUUCGAACAUCUUGAUCGAUGUGAGGUUUUGUGCUAGGGUUUGUGACUUUGGGCUGUCUUUUUUGGUACCCCAAGGGAAGGGAGGGGAAGGGGCUUGCAAGGAAGGUGAUGUUUAUGCAUUUGGGUUGGUGUUGUUGGAGCUUUUGAGUGGGAGGAGAAGUAGUGAGGAAGGGUUCUUGCUGGUGGAGUGGGCACUGCCAUUGAUUAAGACAAUGAAGUACGGGGAAUUUUUGGACCCAAGACUUGUGAUUCCUUCCAACAUGAAUCCCCUUGUUAGAUUGGCCAAAGUUGCUUCAGCUUGCGUUGGAAAUUCAAGGACGAACAGGCCUUCCGUUGUUCAAGUGGCAGCUAUUUUGAACAAUUUGGAGGUGGAGAUAUGUGUUCGAUAAUAUUGUUGAAUACCAUUAAUUAUAAUUAACCCCUCCUAUUGUAAAUUUGUAAUAUUUUUUGCUGAAAUUAAAAGUUUGAUCCAGAAACCAUAUCGAGGAGCUGGUGAUUAUGAAAGUAUGUUGUCAUAUAAUAUAUGUUGGUUUUUGUUCGUGAAGAUUACAAUUUUGUUCCCGAUUUGAGUAAGGUGAUUUUUGACCUUA